Molecule: messenger RNA, 3264 nt
Organism: Betta splendens (Siamese fighting fish)
Lineage: Eukaryota; Metazoa; Chordata; Actinopteri; Anabantiformes; Osphronemidae
Product: transcription factor Sox-10-like
Exons: 4
Coding region: 376-1869 (497 amino acids)
Biological process (GO): neural crest cell migration; negative regulation of transcription by RNA polymerase II; enteric nervous system development
Cellular component (GO): nucleus
Molecular function (GO): RNA polymerase II cis-regulatory region sequence-specific DNA binding; DNA-binding transcription factor activity, RNA polymerase II-specific
Source: RefSeq, a predicted model, not a curated record
UGUUUUCCACUUUCAAUCACUUUUUUCUCCCGGUCCUUCUCACAAGGCGCUCUUUAAGCUCCGGUGUUGCCACACAGAGCAGCCAUUCAUCGGCUCUACAGUCAGCCACACACACUCCCAUGUUCAACCUCUGGACGACUAAACUGGCAUAGCUACCUUUGCUGGGAAGGAUUUCCAGUCGAGCGCGGAAAGGAUUUGGAUACUUUUACGCAGCAGAAUGGCUUUGCCCGAGAAGAGUCAGAAGUAACUGGGAUCAUUGUAGACGCCAGACUUAUUCAAUUAAAACCGUCUCAUUACACUGAAUAGUGUGGACUCGCCCCGAAACAAUCCGAUUUUGUCUUCGACGUCUGCCUUGUCGCAAAAGUGAAAGAAAACAUGUCCGGCGAGGAGCACAGCCUGUCCGAGGCGGAGCUGAGUCCCGGAGGGUCAGACGACGGUCACUCGCUGUCGCCGACUCAACCCGGGGCGCCCCGCGGCCGGGACUCCCCCGUGACCGGGCAGCAGCUGACCACGCUCUGCGUGGCGGACGGCAGCGGGGACGACGGAGGGAGAGCCAAGUCGGAGGAGGAGGACGACCGCUUCCCCAUCGGCAUCAGGGAGGCGGUCAGUCAGGUGCUGGACGGAUAUGACUGGACACUCGUGCCCAUGCCGGUGCGCAUCAACAACGGAAACAAGACGAAGCCCCACGUCAAGAGGCCGAUGAACGCCUUCAUGGUGUGGGCGCAGGCGGCGAGGAGGAAGCUGGCCGACCAGUACCCCCACCUGCACAAUGCGGAGCUCAGCAAGACCCUCGGCAAACUCUGGAGGUUGCUGAACGAAAACGACAAGAGGCCAUUCAUCGAGGAGGCGGAGAGGCUGCGGAAACAGCACAAGAAGGACUACCCUGAGUACAAGUACCAGCCCCGGCGACGCAAAAACGGCAAACUGAUGCCCGCCAGCGAGUCUGACGGCCAGGGGGAAGGGGAGGCCAGCCAUUCCCAGUCACAUUACAAGACUCUGCACCUGGAGCACAACGGUGGGGCGGGAUCUCCCCUGGGUGAACUCCACCACCACCACCAUCACCACCACCAUUCUGGUCAGGGUCACAGCCCUCCCACACCCCCCACCACUCCAAAGACAGAGCUCCAGUCUGGCAAACUGUCAGAUGCCAAGCGGGAGGGAGCAGCGGGAGCAGCUGGAGGGUCAGGGGGCUCCAGGGGAGGCCUCGGGGUGGGACCUGAAGGAGCCCCCAGCGGUCCACCAUCGUCGGGCGUCAAACCCCACAUCGAUUUUGGCACGAUGGACAUCGGGGAGAUCAGCCACGAGGUGAUGUCCAACAUCGAGCCGUUCGACGUGAACGAGUUCGACCAGUACCUCCCGCCCAACGGCCACCCGCAGAGCGGGAGCGGCGCCGCCGCCGCCGCGGCCGGGUCCUCGGCCUCGUCCUACGCCUACGCCCUGGCUGCAGCCAGCGGCCACUCGGCCUGGCUCUCCAAGCAGCAGCAGCAGCCGCAGACGUCGCCGUCGUCCGCCGAUCCCUCCAAGGCGCAGAUAAAGAGCGAGUCCGCGUCCGGGAGCCACUACGCCGAGGCCUCGUCCUCGCCAACCUCAGGCGCCCACGUGACCUACACCCCCAUCGGCCUCCCUCACUACGGCUCCGCUUUCCCCUCUCUGGCCUCCAGGGCUCAGUUUGAGUACGGGGAGCACCAGGCCCCUGGGGCAUACUAUACCCACUCGAGCCAGGCCCCAGGGCUGUACUCAGCCUUCUCCUAUAUGGGUCCUACACAGAGGCCUCUGUACACUACCAUAGGAGACCCCUCCAGCGUGGCCCCCUCCCACAGCCCCACACACUGGGAGCAGCCUGUUUACACCACACUCACAAGACCUUGAGGGAGACCAGCUGAGCAGAGGGAAAUACUGUGUGGGAAGCGAGUGGGUCCUUGCAUGUGUGUGUGUGUGUGUGUGUGUGUGUGUGUGUGUGUGUGUGUGUGUGUGUGCGUGCGUGUGUGUGCGUGUGUUGGUGCGCACGAGCAUGCAUGUGAUUGAGUUUAUGUGUGUGUGUGUGUGUAUGUGUGUGUGUGCUUGUGCCAUAUUGAUGAUAAAUCAGAGGUUUUUACUUUUUUAGCCAAUAUAAUGCAAGGCGCAUUCACGGGGCCUUACACAAACACACACAAAACCAACAGCCACAUCCACGCAGUGGAAUAAGGGGUCAAUCACAAAAUAAAUUAAACUUAACAAACAUGUGCCAUUAUAAAUAUGUGUGUUGGGACGUACACAGGCAGUAGAUGAACAAGACACUAGGUGGACUCUGAUUUGACCCUGAAGCGAUGGGUUUACACUGACAUUAUCAGACUGUAUUAACCAAACUAAAGGAUGUUUUUGAUGUUAUUGUGUUAUUUUAUAUGAGUAGUAAGUUUAUUGUUGUUGUUGAUAUCUUAGGGUGUAACUUUAUUGUGAGUGAUUUGAUAUUACGCUUAAACAUCUGCACCACUGCUUUGGGAAAAAAACGUGUUUUGUGUUAACAGGAUGUUCCCUCCAGUUGCUUAUGUUUGUGGCCAGAUAAAGGAUAAGUGCAACCUUUUUUCUUUGUAGAUAGCUCAUUUCUGUCGUUUCUUUAUGUUGACUCUACUGAACUAAACAAAUAAGCAUUUAAGGGGAAUAUAGGAACAAGAGAGGGAAAGAAAGCUUCUGAAGAUGUAUUUCAGCCUAUUGCUCAGUCUUUGACACUUACCUCAACUCUAUUCAGUCUGUGCCAAUAGCAAAUGAUGAAUCUGACAUCUGAAACCUGAUCGUGUGUCAGAAGUCUGCUGGUGUUGCUUUCUAACAUUUUGCCAAUUCACAUCUGACUUAUCUUGUAACUGUAGUCUAUCAGUACAAUUCCCAACCACAUGUCUUAAAUAACUGGACGCCUUUUGGUUCAACCUAAGGAUUAAAAUCACACAUAACUUUCCUGCAUUGCAUGUAAGCCAAAAGCAUGUUUUCAUCUGUGCAGUGUUGCUAUUAUGACUCUAAGUUGCCCUUUACCUCUUCAGCAAUGUGAAUAAUGGUCAUUACCACAGGCUUCACCUUUAUUAUGUGAUGCAUACUUUACCAAGUUAUACUGACCCUCUUAUCAUGUAAGUAAUAAUGCAUUGUGUGCCACACUUCUGCUUCCUCCAUUUUGUAUAAUUCAGAAUAGUUUUGUAAAGUGUUUGCUAUACAUCCACUUGAGUAUUUUGCUUCCUUACAAGAAAAGCAAUGUUGGAAUAUUAUUGUUGUCAUUUAUUAAAUCAAUUUAUUUAUAAA